Tachysurus vachellii is the source of this 3705-nucleotide messenger RNA. RefSeq names its product ATPase H+ transporting V0 subunit a1a (gene atp6v0a1a). Gene Ontology annotation, biological process: proton transmembrane transport; vacuolar acidification. Gene Ontology annotation, cellular component: vacuolar proton-transporting V-type ATPase, V0 domain; plasma membrane; vacuolar proton-transporting V-type ATPase complex. Gene Ontology annotation, molecular function: proton-transporting ATPase activity, rotational mechanism; ATPase binding. The record is from RefSeq and is a predicted model, not a curated record. The coding region runs from base 178 to 2700 and encodes 840 amino acids. Lineage: Eukaryota; Metazoa; Chordata; Actinopteri; Siluriformes; Bagridae. The transcript is spliced from 22 exons.
UUGGUCACGUGACCUACACGGGCCUGACGUUCAAUGACGUCACUCGUGUUGUCGGUUGUUGGCUGAUCAGCUGAUCACGCUGAGUGGAGCCAGAGCACUGCGAGUAGACGCUUUAAUUCAACUUAAAUCGCUAUACUUUUUCUGUAGUGUUGGUGGAGUGUGUGCGAGCGUAACAUCAUGGGGGAGAUGUUCCGCAGCGAGGAGAUGACUCUGGCCCAGCUCUUCCUGCAGUCAGAGUCUGCCUACUGUUGUGUCAGCGAGCUCGGGGAGAUCGGCAUGGUGCAGUUCAGAGACCUGAACCCUGAUGUGAACGUCUUCCAGAGGAAGUUCGUAAAUGAAGUGCGUCGUUGUGAAGAGAUGGACCGCAAGCUGAGGUUUGUUGAGAAGGAGAUAAAGAAGGCUGGUAUACCCAUAGUAGACACAGGAGAGAACCCAGAGGUCCCUUUCCCUCGAGACAUGAUUGACUUGGAGGCAACAUUUGAGAAGCUGGAGAUUGAGCUGAAAGAAAUCAACACUAACCAGGAAGCACUGAAGAAGAACUUUCUGGAGCUGACCGAGCUCAAACACAUCCUCAGGCGCACACAGCAGUUCUUUGAUGAGAUGGAGGACCCUGCUCUACUGGAGGAAUCGUCCAUUCUGCUGGACCCGACUGAGGUCAUCCGAGCUCCUCUCAGGCUUGGAUUUGUCGCAGGCGUGAUUGGUCGAGAGAGGAUUCCCACCUUUGAGAGGAUGUUGUGGAGAGUUUGCCGAGGCAACGUGUUCCUGCGCCAAGCAGACAUCGAAGACCCCCUGGAAGACCCCACUACAGGUGACCAGGUGCACAAGUCUGUGUUCAUCAUCUUCUUCCAGGGAGAUCAGCUGAAGAAUAGGGUGAAGAAGAUCUGUGAAGGGUUUCGGGCUACGCUGUACCCCUGCCCUGAGACACCACAAGAGAGAAAGGAAAUGGCUGCAGGAGUCAACACUCGUAUUGAUGAUCUCCAAAUGGUGCUGAAUCAGACGGAGGAUCAUAGACAGCGCGUCCUACAAGCUGCGGCUAAGACCCUGCGGGUGUGGUUUAUCAAAGUGAGGAAGAUGAAGGCUAUCUACCACACGCUAAACCUCUGCAACAUCGAUGUCACACAGAAGUGUCUGAUUGCUGAAAUCUGGUGUCCGUUGUCUGACCUGGACUCCAUUCAGCUUGCUCUGCGGCGAGGCACAGAGAAAAGUGGUUCCACCGUUCCCUCCAUCCUGAACAGGAUGCAGACCAAACAGACUCCACCCACCUACAACAAGACCAACAAGUUUACCUCUGGCUUUCAGAAUAUCGUGGAUGCGUACGGCAUCGGCACCUACCGUGAAAUAAACCCAGCUCCCUACACUAUCAUCACCUUCCCCUUCCUGUUUGCCGUCAUGUUUGGGGAUCUGGGCCAUGGCUUGUUGAUGACCUGCGGUGCUCUUUAUCUGGUCCUGCGAGAGAGUCGGCUCAGCGCCCAGAAAAAUGACAACGAGUUGUUCAGCAUGGUGUUUUCAGGGCGUUACAUUAUACUUCUGAUGGGGCUUUUCUCUGUCUACACCGGGAUCAUCUAUAACGAUUGCUUUUCCAAGUCGCUCAACGUCUUCGGCUCAGGCUGGAGCGUGCGGCCCAUGUUCACGACGGACGGCCAAGGCAACUGGACGUUUGACAUCCUUAAAGAGAACAGGUUGAUGCAGUUGGACCCGGCCGUGCCAGGAGUGUUCGGGGGACCCUUUCCCAUCGGCAUCGACCCGAUCUGGAGCUUGGCCUCCAACAAGCUGACCUUCUUGAACUCCUAUAAGAUGAAGAUGUCUAUAAUCCUGGGAGUUACUCAGAUGCUCUUUGGGGUCAUUCUCAGCCUCUUUAAUCACAUCUACUUUAAGAAGCCUCUGAACAUCUGGCUGGGCUUCAUCCCUGAGAUCAUCUUCAUGUGCAGCCUGUUCGGUUACCUGGCGCUGCUCAUCUUCUACAAGUGGACCGCGUAUGAUGUUUCAACCUCCAAGGAAGCUCCCAGCCUCCUCAUCUCCUUCAUCAACAUGUUCCUCUUCAACUAUAAUGACCCUACUACCAGACCGCUAUACAGAGGACAGAUGGUGAUUCAGUGCCUCUUGGUGGUCAUCGCUCUUUUAUGCGUGCCCUGUAUGCUUAUAGUAAAGACGGUGAUUCUGCGCAGACAGUACCUCUGGAGGAAGCACCUUGGCACGCAGAACUUUGGGGGGAUCAGAGUGGGCAAUGGCCCUACAGACGACGAAGCUGAGAUCAUCCAGCAUGAUCAACUCUCUCAGAACAUAGAGGAAGAGCCAGAGCAGUCAGAAGAGGAAGUGUUUAUUUUAGCAGACGUAGCGGUGCAUCAGGCCAUUCACACUAUAGAGUACUGCUUAGGCUGCAUCUCAAACACGGCCUCCUACUUGCGCCUGUGGGCCCUGAGUCUAGCCCACGCACAGCUGUCAGAGGUCUUGUGGUCCAUGGUGAUGCGCAUCGGACUCUUCUCUAGAACUUUUGCCGGCUUCGUCGGCCUAAUUUUCAUUUUUGCUAUCUUUGCCACACUGACGGUGUGUAUCUUACUGAUAAUGGAGGGUCUGUCUGCUUUCCUACACGCCCUCAGAUUGCACUGGGUGGAGUUUCAGAAUAAGUUCUACACAGGUCAGGGCUUCAAGUUCAUGCCCUUUACUUUCGACAGCAUCCUGGAGGGAAAGUUUGAAGACUAAACAGCUUCUGCCUUUUCAGCCAUCCUCCACCAUCCCUCAAACCCCUCAUCCCCCAUUCCUUAUCUACCGCUUUACAGCGCCAGUCAGAGUAGCAGGCAGUAAUGAGAGGAAGAAAUAUGAGCUCCAUCAUUUAGGUGAAAAAGAAUCAUUGGCACUGCAUUAUCGUGUAUCACUUUAAUUCUGCUCUCGUAUUUAAAUUCCAUAAUUUAUGAUUUGUUUGUAUGAUGUGACUCAUCUUCAUAAAUAAGCUAAUGCAAAGAAGAAUCGCAGAUUAUUUAAAGGAGACGUAUGACGGGGUUGCGUUUGUCUCGUAUGCAGUACAUCGUGCUGACUCGCGUGUGCAUUUCUGUCCUCGGACAGAUUUCACUACCAUAUUUCUCUCGAGUCAUUGUUGUGUUUAUUGUGUGCUUCCUUAUAUCUGAUUAGUUUGAAACAGACAUCUCUCAAGUAAUCCCACCUCUUUUCCAUUUUCUGUUUUUCACUCAAAGGGACUCCACAAAGCUCUUUAAAAAUUCUCUUUUUAUUAUGUCUACAUGUAUAUUUACCUCUGUUUACAUUAUAUUAUUUAAAUGUGUUUUAUGUAGUGAACCUUUUUUGCGAUUAUUUCAAGUGUUUUGUUUUUUUUUCCGUAAAGAACAUAUCAGAACUUGGUAAUCCACACGUAUAUCAUGAAUGUGGUUCUGUUUGUGAUUGGUUUAAUAUCAGGAAAUUUUACACUACACCUACUUUAGUGUAACCCAUGUUACAUGUUCCUUCUAACCCAUGGAUACAUCGUCUGUAUUUCACUGCUCAUCAUUAGUCUUUGUGGAUUUUAACGAGUUACAAUUGAAAUUUCUCAUUGUGUCUCAAUCUGGUGUGUUUCUGUCCGUUUUUUUCCCCACACAACCCAAGUGUCUGAGGUAUUGCAGGUGAAGCUAAAACACAGCAGCAAUUUACAAUGUAAAAUUCAUGAUGGAAAAAGAUUGGGAUGUUGUCUGUAUGUCAAUAAAAGGCGAGGAUGGGAAA